Colletotrichum acutatum is the source of this 1605-nucleotide messenger RNA. Its product is annotated as FAD dependent oxidoreductase-domain-containing protein. The transcript has 2 exons. Bases 1 to 1605 code for a protein of 534 amino acids. Gene Ontology annotation, cellular component: cytoplasm. Gene Ontology annotation, molecular function: oxidoreductase activity. Lineage: Eukaryota; Fungi; Ascomycota; Sordariomycetes; Glomerellales; Glomerellaceae. The record is from RefSeq and is a predicted model, not a curated record.
AUGAGAUCCAUCAUAUUCAUAACUUUCUUCCUGGCUUCAAAAGCUUUUGGGCAAGAUCCUGGCUUGCCGGUUGCCAACCCCACCAUAUCCUACUGGCAAAUCCCCCCUUUGGAAGGAGUCGCGGAUCAUCAGUCCGAACACCUACCGACGGAUGCGGAUGUUGUCAUUAUAGGCUCGGGCAUGUCGGGAACUAGCAUCGCCUGGCAUCUUCUCAAGGAGAACAACAGCUCAACACCGCUGAGGGUAGCCAUGAUCGAAGCUCGGCAGGCUUGCUCUGGUGCGACGGGAAGAAAUGGAGGUCACAUCAGACCGUCUUCCUAUGCCGAGUAUGCUGGCGCUAAGACAGCAGUAUCACGAUCAGAAGCCGCCAAGAUCACCCGGUUGCGCUCCGCCCAUGUGGAUGCCCUGAUCUCUGCAGCUAACUCUCUUCCGGAAGAGGGAAAACUAGCUGCAGAAGCUCGUGUUGUGGAUAGCAUCGACGCCUUCUUCGAUGAAGAGAGAUGGAAGACAGCUGUCGAACAGGUCAAGAUCCUCAAGGAUGAAGUUGCAGACGUUGGAGCUGAAUGGUCAAUCUUUGAAAGUGAAGAAGCUCGCAAUAUAUCGCUUCUCACUGAGACUGUUGGGAUUCUUACCGGGACAACCAAGAUGGCUGGUGCAAUUUGGCCAUACCGCUUCAUUACCCAUGCGCUGAAAUCACUUCUGAGCACCUACCCUAGCUUCACUUUGGACACCAACACAGUUGCCUUGAACAUUUCUGCCAUCACCGAGUCGGCCAGUCCUUCAAACUAUGAGGUCCACACUUCCAGAGGAAGCAUCAGGACCAAGCACGUAGUUUAUGCGACCAACGCUUGGACACCACACUUUGUUCCCGGCUUACAAGGCGCCAUCCGUGGAGGCCGCUUGCAUAUGAGUGCCCAGCUUGGAGGCAACGGCUUGCCCAAAGCCGGAGAGUGGCCAUCGUAUACCGGAAAUGGAAGUUUGGCUGGAGGACGUGCCUGGUCUCUGUAUCGAAAUGGCUUGGAUUACAUUGUCCAGAUGCCUCGGAACGGAGAACUCAUGUUCGGCGCAGAUGUUGACGGUGACGACGCCAAUGUCGACACCUACGACGACAGCCGGGCUCCCCUUCACCUUUCCGCCUCAUAUCUCAACGGAGCUCUACCAAACCACUUCGGGUACGACAUUUGGGGUUCUGAGAGAAAUGAUUUUCCACAAUCUUCGGACCCCAGGGUCUGGAAUGGUCGCACGAAGCGUGUCUGGGUUGGCAUCGAAGGAAGCUCAGUGGACUCCAGACCAUUUGUAGGCCGAAUCCCUCAGUCUGUCACAGGCCGAUCUGUAAAGAAUACUUCAACUGGGAGUGAGUGGGUGUCUGCGUCUUUUGACGGCGAAGGGAUGUGCUUUGCUUGGCUCUGUGGUCGUGCACUCAGUCGAAUGAUAUCGAACACCGGCUCUGGAGCGAAUGCCAGCAACGGCAGUUCAACUAUCCCGGAAUGGUUUCCAGAUUCUUUCUUAGUCACCGAAGAGCGGUUGGCAAAAAAGAAUGUUACUAAGAGACAAAUACGCCAGUGGACGCACCCACGCAUGGCCAAGGUUUUGCAUUGGGAGUAG